AUGAUUUCCAUCUACCCCAAGAAUCGUGAGCCGUCGUUGAAUUCUUUAUUCGUCAGGCAGACGCUGUGCCGACAUUCGCGUUUUACAAGAGAAAUAAUAUUUGAUCAUAAUUAUCUGAUAAUAGUGAAGAGAUGUAAAAAUAAACAGAAACAUGUAAAGGCUGUAAAAUCAAGGGUAAACUUGCAACAAUUUGCAAUCUUCUCUUGGCUGUGCGUAGAAAAAAUGUCCGCGGGAGAGCCACGGGUGCAGCUGGACGAGGUGCUCGGCCAGCUGGGUGCCUUCGGGAGGCACCAGCUCAUAACCAUGUGUAUGCUGGCACUGGUAUACGCCACCAACUCAAUUUACAAUGUCAAUUACGUUUUUGCAGUCGAGGAUGUUAGUUAUAGAUGCGUGGUACCCGAGUGCGAGCCCUCCCGUCCGCCGUUCCCAGCGCCCUGGGUCAAUUUGUCAUCCAGCGAGAACGGCAUCAAGCAAUGUCGCCGACACCCGCCCCUUACGCCCCUGUGCGAAGGCCUCAACACGAGUGCGGAAUACGAGUGCGCGGAGUGGGUGUACGAUGUGCCGCAUAGCUUCGUUGCAGAGUUUGGGCUUGCCUGCGAGGAUUGGAAACCCCCACUAGUGGGCACCGUGCACAUGUUUGGAAAUAUGGUGGGACUACUUCUGCAAGGUCAGAUAUCGGAUAGAUUCGGACGUAAAACCGCAGCGGUGUUCGCUGGCACCAUGGGGGCAAUCCUGGGACUGACCAAGAGUUUCGCCAACACUUUCUGGAUGUACAUUAUUAUAGAAGGCCUGGAAGCUGCCAUCGGAGAUGCUUUGUCACCAAUGUUCAUGUUAAGUAUCGAAAUAGUGGAAAAGAAGCGGGCGGUAUUCUUUCAAAUGAUUUUGCUGAACUGCUACACGGGCGGCUUGAUCAUAAUGCCCUUCAUAGCUUGGGCGGUGCCUUACUGGCGUCACUUCCUCAGGGUCAUAUACGCCCCAACUCUGAUCAUCCUCACCUAUUCGUUCUUCUUGGAUGAGAGCAUACGAUGGCUCCAUAGCAAAGGACAGACGGAAAGGGCGAUAAAGAUAAUAGAAAAAAUCGCUAACCGGAACAAUGUUCAAGUAGACAAGAUGCUGCUGAAUAAAUUAGAUUAUAUAAAUGAAGAUUCUUCACCUAACAUUAACGAUAGAAAGCUGCUGUUAAAGACUUUUAGAUCGAAAAUCAUGAUGCAAAGAUUCCUCGUGUGCCUGGUUUGGUGGUUCACCAUAACGCUCAUCAACUACGGAAUGAUGAUCAGCUCUGUUUUGAUAGACGGAAAUAAAUACGUCAACUUUGCGCUGCUCAUGCUGAUGGAUAUACCGGCAAACGUCUUCUACUGGCUUGCGCUCUCCAAGUACAGGAGAAAACUGCCCUUGCUGGCCUCGUUUACAAUUGGAGGCUUGUUUUGUAUAUCGCAGCCGUUUGUUCCUAAGGGAUACGCGUGGGCGGGGCUCGCGCUCUUCAUGAUGUUCGAAAUGCUGGCGACCUUCUCUUACAACAUCGUGUACAUGUAUACGUCGGAGCUGUUCCCCACGUACACGCGCAACUCCAUGCACGCCAUCUGCUCCGCCGUGGGCCGCGUGGGCUCGCUGCUAGCGCCUCAGACGCCGCUUCUGAUGGCCUACUGGUCGGGACUACCAGCUGUCAUUUUCGGGAUGACAUCGCUGGCGUCAGGGGCUCUAACCUUGCUUAUGCCGGAGACUGCGAGUUGCCAACUACCUGACACCGUGCGAGAGGCAGAAACUAUCGGACAAAAAGUGCUACUAAAGCCCGAAGAACAUGAGCUUAAAGGAAUGCAGGUCCUCGAGAUCUAUCCCCGACCACGUGCAGGCCAACGCAAUCCGACGACCGAAGGGCAGCGCCCAACGCAAUAUAAUAGAAGAGACCGCACAUCAAUCCGUGAGGAGCGGCGUGGAAGGCAAAUAAAAAAGUGGUCGCGUCUCGUGGUCGUAGCUCCAGAGCCUCUCAAGACUCAUUACCCUCCCAUUGUUCACGCGGCGGCCGUUCACAGGCUGGUCUACCGGAUAGAAGCAAAUGGCAGGUGGUGUUCCGUCACCGGCCUCGCAACCAACAACUGGCAACUAGCAAUCGGGGAAGCAAAGAGCAUCGAUUCGUCAAGGCGCGCAUUUCGGUGCUGCCCCGCCAUUAACGAGAGUUACGAUCCGCUACGGUCCAUA
This is a messenger RNA of Iphiclides podalirius (scarce swallowtail), 2196 nucleotides long. Lineage: Eukaryota; Metazoa; Arthropoda; Insecta; Lepidoptera; Papilionidae. The record is from the annotation of a GenBank genome assembly.